Molecule: messenger RNA, 1261 nt
Organism: Prunus avium (sweet cherry)
Lineage: Eukaryota; Viridiplantae; Streptophyta; Magnoliopsida; Rosales; Rosaceae
Product: AMMECR1 family
Source: RefSeq, a predicted model, not a curated record
UGGCUGUACCCCGCUUCCUUUAUUAAUAUUGUUGGGUGGAGGGCCUCAAAACGAUGCUCAAUGCUCAAUAGAAAACAGAGAGGAAAAAAAGCAUUUCUCUUUUCUGCUUUCUUCUCUGUCAAAUUCUCAAUUAUUUCUGCCUUCCGGCACCAAAUCCUCUCUCUUCUGUAAAGAGGUCUCUUACUUUCAUUCAUUUUAUAAAACCCCAAAUUAGCGAUCAAAUACGAACGGAUCAUAUAUACCAAGUGACGAUAUAAGAAUAAUAAUAAUAAACGAAAAUGGUGUCGGCGACGAAGGAGAUGGUGGCUUACUGCUUCGACACUCUCCUUGCUCACUACAACAGCGAAGAACCUCCUGCCCCAGCCUUCGAUGAGGGCCAACAUCCAUUGUUUGUUACUUGGAAGAAAGUGGUGAAUGGUAGUGAGACUCGUUUGCGUGGAUGCAUUGGAACACUAGAAGCUCGUAGCUUGAUGAAUGGAUUCAAGGACUAUGCUCUAAACAGUGCUUUGAAGGACCGUAGGUUCCCCCCAAUACAACUGAAAGAAUUACCUUAUUUAGAAUGUACAGUUUCCAUUCUGACUGAUUACGAAACUGCUAGCCACUACCUUGAUUGGGAGAUUGGAAAACAUGGUAUAAUUAUUGAGUUCACUGAUCCCGAAUAUAGUACAAGGCGCAGCGCCACAUACUUGCCUGAGAUUGCUGCACAUGAAGCUUGGACAAAAAUAGAAGCAAUUGACUCAUUGAUGCGGAAAGCUGGUUAUAAUGGCACCAUCACUGAAUCGCUUCGGAAGCGUAUAAAAUUGACCCGCUACCAGAGCACCUUAUGUACAAUGCACCACAGUGACUAUAUUUCCUAUGUUAAGGCAACCAGAGGCGCAGCCCCGUCUAUUAUUGGCGCUAAACCAGGCAGUCACUGACUUCAAAGAUGCAUUUUCUAAGUCGAAAAAGGUGCUUCCAUCUGAACAAAAGAAACCUUGGUGGGAAUGCAUUUGUUUGUUGUUUCAGUCCAGACUGCAAUAAUGGUGACCUUAAAUAUAAUUCUUCAAAUUCAUUUGAUUUUGAAGAAAGAAACCAAAGAACACUUUUGAACUUGGGUUUCUCAGAUUGCACUUCACAUCAUUCACGUUUUAAUUCUUGUAAAAUAUUGUGACUCAAUUUUUCUGUAAUGCUUAUCAACUGCAUUUAUGUCGCCUUCUAUCUGGUUACAAAUGAUAAUUAAUGCUCUUGUAAGUUAAUUAGUAAUCAUUUGAAUAUUUUCAGA